GGUCGCUAUUAUCACACUCUCUCUCCUCUUUCCCUCGCUUACUAGAAUUACUUCUCUCUCUCUCUCUCUCUCUCUCUCACUUCCCUUCUCUCUCUGCUUUUUCCCUCUUUUUCUCUUACUCUCUCUGCUUCUUCCUGUGGGACAAACCCUAAUAAUUUGCAUCGAAGUCUCUCCACUUUCCCGCUCAAUCAUCUGAUUUUUCCCUCUCUCGCAAUGCAUGAUCUUCGAUUUUUUAGCAGUGUUGAGAGCUGAAAUUCGAGGAAUUUUUUAUUUCCUCCUUGUGUCUAAAUCGGGAAAGGAAAAAGAAAGAUUCGAGAAGAAGAAGAAGAAUGCUGGAAACUGUAGAUAGCUCCGGAAUCGUCAAUGGAGGAUUCCCGCAGAUUCAGAGCUUUUGCGGCGAGAGCAGUAGCGAAGAGGAGUUAUCGGUUUUGCCACGUCAUACCAAAGUGGUCGUCACCGGAAACAACCGUACGAAAUCGGUGCUCGUUGGUCUUCAAGGUGUUGUCAAAAAAGCUGUCGGCCUCGGUGGUUGGCAUUGGCUGGUUUUAACAAAUGGAAUAGAAGUAAAGUUGCAGAGGAAUGCGCUUAGUGUCAUUGAAGCUCCUACUGGAAACGAAGAAGACGAUGAUCUCGAUUUCGAAAACACGCAGAGGAAUGGCUCCGAUAUGACAUCUGAGGACACACUGAAGCCUCACAAGUCGAAGCAAAGAGGGCAGAGAUCAUCGCGGUCAUCUCACAAGACGAUGAGCAGGUCUCUAUCAUCUGAUUCACAGUCCAAAAGCUCUGGUUUUACUCCCCCUGAUAACAUGAAGGUUGAUCUUAGCAAACUGGAAAUGCCUGCUUUACUGAAAUAUUGGCGUCAUUUUAACCUCGUGGAUGCAAUUCCAAAUCCAUCAAAGGAGCAACUAAUUGACAUUGUUCAGAGACACUUUAUGUCUCAGCAAAUGGAUGAGCUUCAAGUUAUUGUGGGGUUUGUGCAAGCUGCAAAGAGAAUGAAGAAGGCAUGCAAGUUGCAAUCAAAAGAAGCCAGAAACACUGAUCUUAACUGCAUCAGCUAAAAAAAGAGAAGCCCUGACUUGUAACAGAUCCUGUAAGUACGGUGUGCCAGACUUGCUUAACCAUUUGUGUGGCUUGCUGCUAGUUUUAGUUCUUUCUCGAGAUGUUUGGCUAAAGAGUAGAUGUUGUUUCUUCUCGCUUCUCUUGUUUAGCCAUGUAAUUACCCUCAUCAAGAAACCAUAAUGACCCUCUGGAACCAAGAAACAUGUUGACUCUCUAAUGCUCCCAAAUUGAAACUUUCUGUUCUGAUCCUAUCAUGGGAUAUAUUGGUAUGUGAGAAUGUAAAUACGCGUUGAUAUUUGACUUUUCUCGCU
This is a messenger RNA of Thlaspi arvense, 1370 nucleotides long. The record is from the annotation of a GenBank genome assembly. NCBI's taxonomy places the organism in Eukaryota, Viridiplantae, Streptophyta, Magnoliopsida, Brassicales, Brassicaceae.